UAUUAAAUUACAGGUGUUAUCUAAACCUUCUUUGAUUUGCUGUGUAUCGUGGUGUAUUUCAUUUUAAACUUAAGGAUUUUGUAAUAACUCCAACAAUUAAGUGUCAAGCGAAGUUGUAAAGAAUGUCAAACGUCACUUCAAAGUCAAUGUCAAAGAAAUUCUGUGAAAAAAAUGAAGAAAAAGGUAAUUGCUGCAAAUACUGCGACAAAGUAUUUCGUUUUCCUUCAAAGCUUGUUAUUCACUUGAGAACACAUACUGGAGAAAAACUUUUUCAAUGCGAUAUUUGUGACAAAUCAUUUACAAUAAAUGGUAGCUUAAGACGUCACCAAAAAGUCCACACUGGUGAGAACCCAUACACGUGCAAUAUUUGUGACAAACCGUUUACUACAACUAAUAGAUUAAACACUCACCAAAGAAUUCACACUGGUGAGAAGCCUUACAAAUGCGCCUUUUGUGACAAAUCUUUUUCUGAAAGUGGUAGCUUAAGAUGCCACCAAAGGGUCCACACUGGUGAGAAGCCAUACAAAUGCGACAUUUGUGAAAGGACGUUUUCUGAAAAUGGUAGCUUAAGAAGCCACCAGAGAGUUCACACUGGUGAGAAGCCAUACAAAUGCGACAUCUGUGACAAAUCGUUUGUUCAACAAUGUCAUUUAAGAAGGCACCAAAGGGUUCACACUGGUGAGAAGCCUUACAAAUGCGACAUUUGUGAAAAAUCUUUUGUUCAAAGUGGUAACCUAAAAACCCACCAAAGGGUUCACACUGGUGAGAAGCCAUACAAGUGCGACAUUUGUGGAAAAUCGUUUUCUGAUGGCAGCAUCUUAAGAAGUCAUCAAAGAACCCACACUGGUGAGAAGCUACACAAAUGCAACAUUUGUAAAAAAUGUUUCGGUGAAAAUAGUAAAUUAAGAAGACACCAACGAGUUCACAUUGGUGAAAAGCCAUACAAAUGCGACAUUUGUGAAAUAUCGUUUGUUCAAAGUUGUAACUUAAGAAGGCAUCAAGGAAUUCAUGGUGAGAAGCCAUGUUAAUGCAAAACUAGUAUGAAAAAUCUUAAAUAUCGAGAAAAUAUGAACAGCAGUAAAAGAUGCAUUUACCCGAAACCAAGACAAGAAUAUACUGCAGUUUUACCAGCUAAAUUCAUCCUGUACUUUUCUAACCACUACCUUACCUUAUUUUGUUUUUCUGCCAAAUGUUCAUGUAAUGGUGUGGUGACGGUUUUUGUUACAAGCUUAAUAUGUUGUUACAUUUUUAAUAUUUGUUUUGUUAAUUCAAUGUGAAAUUAGUUUUAUUUUUUGUUGGUUUUAAUAUUUUAUU
Molecule: messenger RNA, 1314 nt
Organism: Ciona intestinalis (vase tunicate)
Lineage: Eukaryota; Metazoa; Chordata; Ascidiacea; Phlebobranchia; Cionidae
Source: RefSeq